ACGGAUGCCUCCACCCUCGCCUCAUUUGCACCAUUUUACCUUUUUUUCUUAUUUCGUUACGAAUUUCUUGUUUUUGCCUUUUGGAUUUUGUUACGGAGAUGAUUCUGUCCUUCAUUCCUAUCUCCCGGAUGGGCAUAGAUGAGUUGAAUAAGCUUACCAGUUGGUAUUUUGAUCCGUGGCAAUGUGAUACUGCGGUUUGGAUGAAUUUACAGAAUUCAUUAUUAGGGGAAUCGGAUUAUUUUAUGAAUUGCAUAUUGAAUUUUAUUUUGUCCGGUUCAAGUUUGAUUACUGUAUGAAUACCUGAGGCUGUUCUUUUAAUAUUGCUUGCUUAAUGCUAGUACUUUGAUUCCUAAACCAUAUUCUCCAUUACUUUGAUCUAUGGGUUGCUUCUUAGCAAAUUUUAGUUUGACAGCUCAUGUUUGUGUUUAUAAUGUCUCCAGGGUUCCUUGCAAGUUUUUUGCACAGAGGGGAUGUCUAAAAGGGGAGCACUGUGAAUUUUUGCAUGAAUUGAGAACACCUCCAAAUAAUAUUUGCACCUAUUACCAAAAAGGAAUAUGUGCUUUUGGAAGCAGGUGCAGAUAUGAACAUGUUAAAACUUCCCAAUUGCAGUCUUCUGCCUCAUCUUUUUCAGGGCAUACAAAACCAACUUGGAAUCAGAAGUUGGGGCCUCAAGAUUCAUUACAGAGUGAUGGCAUAGCUGAGGCGAAGAUUCAUAAUCCAGCUGAUCAAUCAAUCUGCUCAUUUGCUGCUGCUGGUAAUUGUCUGCGUGGGGAAAAAUGUUCUCAAAUACAUGGGGAUUUAUGUCCCACUUGUGGGAAACAGUGCUUGCAUCCUUUUAAGCCUCAGGAUAGAGAGGAGCAUCUAAAAGCAUGCAAAAAAAGGCAAUGGCACCUGGAAAUACUAAAACAUAGUCAAGAAAUAGAGUGUAGUGUGUGCCUCGAGCGUGUUCUAUCCAAGCCAACAGAAGCUGAACGUAAAUUUGGAAUCUUAUCAGAGUGUGACCAUCCAUUUUGUGUAGUGUGCAUCAGGAAUUGGCGUAGUAGCUCUCCAUCAUCUGGGUUGGAUGUAAAUUCUGCAUUAAGGGCAUGUCCCAUAUGCCGAAAACGAUCUUAUUUUGUCAUUCCUAGUGUGAUUUGGUACAACACAAAAGAAGAAAAACAAGAAAUUAUUGAUAGCUACAAAGCAAAACUCAGGACUAUCGAUUGCAAACACUUUGACUUUGGGAAUGGGACUUGCCCAUUUGGGACUAGUUGUUUCUACAAGCAUACUGUCAAGCCUGGAUCAAUGAUGUGGAAUCGUGCUCUGAUGCCCGAUUCAUUUGGCUCAAGGUUUCCAGACAUGGAUGAAGUAGGACCCAGCUCUGAUACAGAUGUUGAUGGCUUAGCAAAUUUGUUUGAGCACCUGUACUUGCCACAUAGACCAGGAGGACUUCAGGAGCAAGAGGAUUCUAGUGAUGAAGAAUUAUAUGAAUUUGCCGAGGCCAUGUCUUUUCUGCUAUGCCUGCAUGGUUCUGAUACUAGUGACUUUUCAAGUGACGAGGAAUAACAAUAUCAUAUCCUUGAGAUUGAUGUAUACACACAUCCCUUGAGAUUUAUAAGAAUGGUUACAUCUCUUGAUGUGUCUCUGACUCUCUGUAUGGAUUUAUGUGUUACUAGUCCUGUAAACUAAUUGUGGCAGACUGGUUUUUGAUGAAAUGUAGUCACGAAAACAAUUAUUAUGGCAUAAUAUGUGAUGUAUAUCUUGGUAUUUCUUCAACUGGAAACUUACAGAGGUUACAUCAUUAGGGCAUCCAAUUGUGGAUAUCUAAAUAUUAUUACUCUGACUAA
Molecule: messenger RNA, 1826 nt
Organism: Ipomoea nil (Japanese morning glory)
Lineage: Eukaryota; Viridiplantae; Streptophyta; Magnoliopsida; Solanales; Convolvulaceae
Product: E3 ubiquitin-protein ligase makorin-like
Exons: 4
Coding region: 379-1545 (388 amino acids)
Biological process (GO): protein polyubiquitination
Molecular function (GO): metal ion binding; ubiquitin protein ligase activity
Source: RefSeq, a predicted model, not a curated record